Messenger RNA from Bactrocera latifrons, 1671 nucleotides. RefSeq names its product CKLF-like MARVEL transmembrane domain-containing protein 4. Bases 1033 to 1542 code for a protein of 169 amino acids. Gene Ontology annotation, cellular component: membrane. The record is from RefSeq and is a predicted model, not a curated record. The transcript is spliced from 7 exons. Lineage: Eukaryota; Metazoa; Arthropoda; Insecta; Diptera; Tephritidae.
AUACAAGUUCUCAGUUUUCUGUAGACAAGUUUAGUUUUUAACGCGCUUUUAAAAUCCAAUUCUUCAACGCUCAGCUGUCGGGUUUAUCCUGUUUAGAUGUGCAGCAACGCCAGGCCGAUCCAUCUAUCUUGAAGCAUGUUUGUAAUCAGUCACGUUUUAAUGCGGCGAUCUGUCGAAAAAAGCGUUCAGAUAUUGUAUUCGUCACAGGAAGUGUGCAGAAUAUGCGAUGAAAAUUAUGAAUUAUGUGGUGUUGGUCUACAUCGCAGUUCUGCAAUGUUCCCAAUACAACUUUGUAACUUAUUGUCUUUUUACUUUGUUUUUGCCAAAUCAAGUUCACUUUGCCAUUAUCCAAAAGGCUUUUGAAUUUAUCAAUCAAACAGUUUUUCAUUUUCAUUUCGGUUGUCGAAGCAGGGACUUUUUUUUUAUUGUCGGCGACGCACUGGACGCUAUUACAACCACUGCAGAUGACCACACGAGUCACUAAAGUAUGCGGAAAACACAUCAAUAAGAAGAAGGAGUAUGUUUACCGCCAUUACGGUGAGGUGUUACAAUCGAAGGUAACCCUUUUUGUGAACUCAGUUAAUAAUCUUGAUGCCUGAUUGGGUUGGUACCUAGAACGUAGAGGACGGCGGCGACCAAACGCAACUUCUAUUAUACGUUGGUAGAGCUCUCGUUUGGCGCAGUGAUAUCAGCUAGGAUCGAAAACAUUCAAUUCGCUGCGGAAUGCCAAAACAAUUUCAAUCUCACAUCUCAUGGAGUCUCACAUAAAGUUGAACGAGAGCGCCACAGCCGAAAACAAGCGAAGCGAAAUGAGCAACAGUUGCCCACGACACAAUUUGACUUAGAGAGGUUGUCCAAACUCUGAAAUAGCUUAUAGCCGCGGCUAGUGCCCUCAACACCAUCAACAAUCAGUUGUAAUAACGCGUUCAAACGAUUAAGAUCGGUACGGAACGGUGAGUCUUAAAGAAAGUUAACCUAAGUGUACCCACUUCUGCAUCGAAGUUUUAUUAAAAGAAAGCAAAAUCAUUAAAAAUGGUGGAAACAGUAGUUACCGUUGAACGCACCACUACCUCACAAACAACUGCACCCAGCGGUGGCGGUGGCCUGAGCGCACUGAAAAUCAAUAUCGAAUACUUUACGACAGUGCCCGGCAUAUUGAAACUUGUACAAUUCAUUCUUGGCAUUAUUUGUAUGGCCUGUGCUUCACCCGCUUAUUUGUCGGCUACUUCAUUCUUCCUCUUUGUGGUUGUGAUUUCGUUUAUUGCGACAAUUUUAUGGAUUUUCGCCUAUUUUUUGGGUAUACGUGAAGCACUGAAUGUGGCUGUCAACUGGAUAUUCACAGAAUUGAUCAACACCGCGAUAUGCGCCCUGCUGUACUUCAUCGCGUUCGUUGUGCAAUUGGCCAAAUGGUCCAGCUAUCCGAGUAGCCAUGCGUAUGGUUCCAAUAUUGCGGCCGGCGUUUUCGGUGUAUUCAACUUUUUGGCCUACGCCGCUGGUACAUAUUUCCUGUAUUUGUCGCACAAGGGCGCUGUUGCCUAUUAAACAGACGAAGCGCGAAUGAACAAAAUUAAGAAGAAAAGCAAUUAGCAAAUUCAACAGCAACAGCAACAUGUAGCUCACCUCAAACCAGAACUUAUGCAUACCACCAAAAGCACUGAGCACAACAACACA